AUGGGGUUCAAAGCUCUCUGUUUGGGUCUGUUUUGUGCUCUCUGUGCUUCUUACAUUUAUAUCACCAUUCCAGGCAACAUUGAAGAAUACUGGAAAGUAAUAGCCUUAUUUACAGUUGCUAAAACCUGCACAUUUAUGGAUAUGUGUUUUGAAAACUUAGGUAUUAUGAAACAUGGGGACUUAAUUUCCAUGAUAUUCAGUCUGGACUAUACACAGCCACUCUCAGAUGAAAAUGUCACAGUGACCGAUACAAUAUUUGUUGAUACUCCAGUACGUUUGUACUUGCCAAAGAGAAAGUCAGAAAUCCGAAGACCAGCUGUCAUCUAUAUUCAUGGUGGUGGUUUUUGCUUUGGAAGUUUCAGGCAGAAGGCUUAUGACUCCCUGAAUAGAUGGACUGCAAACAAACUCAAUGCUGUUGUUGUGGGAUUGGACUAUAGACUAGCUCCUCAACACCAUUUUCCUGCUCAGUUUGAAGACAGUUUCACUGCAGUCAAAUUUUUUCUUCAAGAUAAAAUUCUUAGAAAAUAUGGAGUGGAUCCCACCCGAAUCUGUGUUUCAGGAGACAGUUCUGGGGGCAAUUUGGCAGCAGCUGUGACUCAACAGGUGCAGAUUGAUCUUGAAAUAAAGCAUAAAAUCAAGCUUCAAGCUUUAAUUUACCCUGUCUUACAGAUAAUAGAUUCUUGUUUGCCAUCUCACCAAGAAAAUGAGCAUGGUAUAAUUCUAACAAAGGACUUGGGCAUAAAACUCGUUAGCUCAUAUAUCACCACUGAUGAAACAGUUACCCAAGCAAUGAGAAGAAACCAACAUAUGCCUCUGGAAUCAAGACACCUGUUUAAGUUUGUUAACUGGAGUACUCUUUUACCCAAGAAGUAUAGAAAAAACCAUGUUUAUACCGAACCAGUUCUUGGAAGACAUAAUUAUUCAUUGCCAGCACUUAUGGAUAUCAGAGCAUCUCCCUUGUUAGCCAAUGAUUCUCAGUUACAGAACUUGCCAUCAACCUAUAUUCUUACCUGUCAGUAUGAUUGUGUAAGGGAUGAUGGACUUAUGUAUGUUACAAGACUUCAAAAUGUUGGAGUUCAAGUUACUCAUGACCAUAUUGAGAAUGGGUUCCAUGGAGCUUUAUUGUUCAUGGUGUCACCACCGUACUUACGUCUAGGUCUCAGGAUAAGAGACAUGUAUGUUAGUUGGCUGGAUAAGAAUUUAUAAAUAUAAUAUAUAUAAAAUAUAUAGGGCCACCAGUUAAUGGGUUGUAAUUUGUGAUAUACAAAUUAUCACAGGUGUGGUACAAAGAACAUUGUCAUUUGUGUU
Molecule: messenger RNA, 1308 nt
Organism: Lynx canadensis (Canada lynx)
Lineage: Eukaryota; Metazoa; Chordata; Mammalia; Carnivora; Felidae
Gene: AADACL2
Product: arylacetamide deacetylase like 2
Exons: 5
Coding region: 1-1206 (401 amino acids)
Cellular component (GO): membrane
Molecular function (GO): carboxylic ester hydrolase activity
Source: RefSeq, a predicted model, not a curated record